Molecule: messenger RNA, 1225 nt
Organism: Alosa alosa (allis shad)
Lineage: Eukaryota; Metazoa; Chordata; Actinopteri; Clupeiformes; Clupeidae
Product: complement C1q-like protein 2
Exons: 3
Coding region: 9-635 (208 amino acids)
Molecular function (GO): protein binding
Source: RefSeq, a predicted model, not a curated record
CCUCAAGGAUGAAGACCAUUGCACUCCUGGUUCUAGCCUGCAGCUGCUAUCUGUGUGAGCCUCAAACUAAUGGAAAUGGUGACCAACUCACCGGUAACUGUGACCUUUUUUCCCUGUCCUUCAAGGUCACAAACAUGGCAGAAAAAAUAGCCCUUCUGGAGGCCAAGUUGCAGAACACUGAAAAGGAAAUCAAGGAGUUGCGGAGCCUUACUACAGGUACUCCACGCGUGGCCUUCUCUGCAACUCUCAAAGAGUCUGGGUCUGGAGACACUGGACCUUUUACCGCUGCAGUCCCACUGCAGUACAAGAAGGUGUACUCCAACACUGGCAGCUGCUACAAUCCUUCAACAGGCAUUUUCACAGCACAGGUCAAAGGAAUGUACUACUUUCGGUUCUCAAUGUUCACCAACCUGAGUAAACCCAACUCUGUUGUGAGCCUGAAAAAGAACGAUGAAAGACUGACCUCUGUCUGGGACACCUCAUCGUCUGACAUAAACGACAUGGGCAGCAACGCUGUGGUCAUCGCCCUGGAGGUGGGGGACAGCGUGUAUGUGGAACUUAUGGCAAACCGGAUCGUCUAUGAUGACAGCAUGCACUACAACACCUUCAGUGGCUUUCUGCUCUUCACCAUGUAAUGCUGACAACAAUAUUUACAUCAGCUUUAGAGAUGCAUGUCUCUUUAUAUUAUGCUUUUACAGAAAUAAUACGUAUCUCUAUUCACUCUGCUAACUAGAAGCUUGGGCUGUGUUGUGUGUGACAAUAUGAAAUUAUCCACACUCAGUCACAGCCAACCAAAUGAUGUGCUGUGAAUGAAUAUGAAGUUAUCAGAGCAAACUGCUAGAAAAUAGAAAUGGGUUUUGUUUUGUACUACUGUGACCACAUCUGGAUAUAACAGUGGUGUAGCUGUAGUGGAUAUACUGUGAUGUAGUAGUUAGCUGUAGUGGGUAGACUGUGAUGUUAAUACAAAUUCUUGCCUAUUUAAGUGGGUAUAUUGAGAUGGUGAUACUUUUUAAGUGGGUAUACUGCUUAGUCCUGUGUCUCACGUAGACUACACCACUGCACACACACACACACACACACACACCACUGGAAUAUCUUAAACAUUUUAAAAAUACUUGCAUUUCUAUUUCCAGCUUAGCAUUUUUUGAACUUUGAAGAAAUGUUUGUUGUGAUUUGUUUGUUGUGUAGUUCUGUCCAAACAACAAUAAAUGUCAUAUAAACUCCA